Fragaria vesca subsp. vesca is the source of this 1601-nucleotide messenger RNA. RefSeq lists its product as uncharacterized. Gene Ontology annotation, cellular component: chloroplast stroma; starch grain. Gene Ontology annotation, biological process: regulation of starch metabolic process; starch metabolic process. The coding region runs from base 1 to 1377 and encodes 458 amino acids. Gene Ontology annotation, molecular function: starch binding. The transcript has 11 exons. NCBI's taxonomy places the organism in Eukaryota, Viridiplantae, Streptophyta, Magnoliopsida, Rosales, Rosaceae. The record is from RefSeq and is a predicted model, not a curated record.
AUGGAGGUGGCCACCACCAGAGGCUUCGCGACUCACCUCAGCCGCCACCGUCCUCCGCCGCAUCCCCUCCACCGCCACAAGGACGAGCUCAGCAAGCGGCGGAGGCUCACCGUUGGCGGCGGCCGACCCGGAGCGAGUCGAAUCAGCUGCUGCUGCUCCGACUCGGUGGUUCCGAUUCGGAGCAACGCCUCCUCGGAGGGGAAGAGGAAGACGUGCGACGAGUGGCGGUUCGAUUCCAAGAACCAGAGGCCUCACAGAGCUGGACUCAAAGCUGCUGCUGCAUUGCCCUUCACUUCUGCUCAAUCUCAAUUUGCGUCCAAGCAAAACAACAAGCCUCGCCGUCGGCCUCGCUGUGCUCCCGGAAACACCGGACCGCAAUCUCGUGAUACUCCGCCGAAAAGAGAUACUGGAAUUGCGAAUGAGAAGGACUGGGGCAUCAGCUUGUUGAAUGAGCACGUGAAGGAGUCAGGCACUAAUGAAGAUGGAAGUACUUGGUACCGAGAAAGCGGGGAGGAGCUGGGGGACACUGGAUACAGAUGUAGGUGGACAAGGAUGGGUGGUGCUUCGCAUGACUCGUCUUCCGAGUGGAGAGAAGAGUGGUGGGAGAAAAGUGACUGGACCGGAUACAAAGAGCUAGGUGUGGAGAAAUCUGGCAGAAAUGCCGAAGGGGAUUCAUGGUGGGAAACGUGGCAAGAGGUUCUCCAUCAAGAUGAAUGGAGUAACCUAGCAAGGAUUGAGAGAAGUGCACAGAAACGAGCAAAAUCAGGCACUGAAAAUGCUGGAUGGUCUGAGAAAUGGUGGGAGAAAUAUGAUGCCAAAGGCUGGACUGAGAAAGGAGCACACAAAUGGGGUAGACUUAAUGAACAGUCUUGGUGGGAGAAAUGGGGAGAGCACUAUGAUGGAAGGGGAUCUGUCCUCAAAUGGACAGAUAAAUGGGCAGAGACUGCACUUGGAACCAAAUGGGGAGACAAGUGGGAAGAGAAGUUCUUUGAGGGUAUAGGUUCACGACAAGGGGAAACAUGGCAUGUAACUUCCAAUGAUGAACGUUGGUCAAGGACAUGGGGAGAAGAACACAUAGGAAAUGGUAAAGUGCACAAAUAUGGGAAGAGCACAACAGGAGAAAGCUGGGAUAUUGUUGUGGAUGAGGAGACCUAUUACGAGGCUGUGCCGCAUUACGGAUGGGCGGAUGUUGUUGGCGAUUCUAGCCAGCUACUAUCAAUUAAACCUCGUCCAAAGCCGCCUGAGGGCUACCCAAAGUUUGACUUUACGAGACCAGCAACAGGAUUGGGUACACCUCUUCCAUCAACUAAACCACCACCUCCAGCAGACGAACCACCUCGAGAAGAUGAACCGCCAGAGGAAGUUUCUCCACAAUGAGAGGGUGGUUGAUGUUAGGUUGUUUAGAAUAUUACUCCAAGUCCAAUUACGCAGGUUGAAACUCUUGUCAUGUGGUGGCCUAAAUUUAUUUAUUCAUUCUUUGUCAUUAGUGUUUGAACUUCCAUUGUUUUAGUUCACUUGCAUAGAUGUUUGAUCUCGAAUCCUAAAACUGCUCCGGGACAUCAUUAAAUUGGAAAUAAACACAUUCAUUCAGUUGAUAUCUU